AUGAGAAAAGUAGAUAAGCCAGAUAAUGUGAAAAGGAGGAAUAGAUUGACUAUAGUUUGUACUAAUUGUAAAAGAAGGAAAAUUAGAUGUGAUAAAAAGCAUCCGUGUGAUGCUUGCAUUAAAGCAAAUAGAGCUGAUGAAUGCAAAUAUAUUAGUAUAAUUAAGGAGGACACAAAGCGUAAGAACACAUUAAAACUGGGCAAUGAUUAUAAGAAACAUAAGGGUAAUCAGACUGUAGCAGAUAAAGACGGUAAUUUAGCUCAUAUAGAUAAUUCUGAAUUUAUUAAUAUUAUACCAAAUGGGUUUUAUGUGGACGUAAAAAGAUCUGCUAUUAAUAUGUUUGCUCAAUUUGUUGAUCUUUCUAUAGAACAUAGAGAUGUGUAUUUAAAAUUGAUGACUAGAUUUAGAAGUAUAGUAAUAAAAAAUAUGUCUGAGAAAUAUGAGAAUGAAGCUAAGAGUGAGAAACAUAAAUUUAAUCCAUAUUUGCCUAAAUCAUUUAAACCGUUAUCAGUAUUUGAUUUUCAUGAACAGACAGGUAAUAGAAUGGUAUCACAGAAAGGAAUCAUUAAUUAUGAACAACAUAAAAUCCUGUUUGAUAAAUUUGCCAAAAUGAGAAAAAAUGAGCAACUGAAGUUUUUAUCAGAUGAAUCAAUUAAAAUAAAGGACUAUUUAAUUGAUAAAGAACUUUUCUUGUCACAGAUAUUACAAUUUUUUACUGAAAAAAUACUACCGUUGAUACCAAUCUUUGAUAUGAAUAUUUUAACAAAGGAAAUAAUAGCAUUCUUUGAUUAUAUGUCAACAAAUGACAACAUAUCAACAAAAUCAUCUGACCAUAUUGUUAUGUCGAUAAUUUUUUUAAUAAUUUUAUUGACAAAGUUAUCAAUAUCUAAUUCGAAGUAUCCACAUGUGGAAUCGAUAUAUGAAUCAAUUUUAAAGAUUGAUACUUCUAAGUAUCUUGCAAUAAUUCAUCAUUAUUUAUUUCAAAUGAAAAUUCUGCGUAAAUGUACCUUAUUACAAUUGCAAUGUUUAAUCCUUUUAAAAUUCUACCAAUGGUGUAGUCCCGAUGACGGUGAUGGUUCAGACGGACAGCACAAUCAAAUAUUUUUAGGAAUGAUAAUAUCUAGUGCCAAGGAAUUAGGAAUAAAUUGGCAUUGUAUAAAUAAUGAAAGGUAUUGUUUUAGCAUUGCUAAUGGUGCAAGACCAAGUUUAAUGGAUAUGGGUUCUAAAGACUAUCUCGAACAUUAUCGAAGAAUUUGGUCUGUCAUUGUAAGUUGGGAUAGAAAAAUGUCAUUGGCAUUUGGUCAAGAAUGUUUAAUAGGUAAAUCAUAUAUAGGUUUUUUGAAAGAAAGCUUGUCAAAUAUUAUUGAGAAUAAUAAUAAUAGUAAUAGUAAUAGUAAUGACAUCACUGACAAGAGUCAAGAUAUCAGCCAUAAUAUUAACUUUCAACAUAAAAUAUGGCAUGCUAGAAUGCUGUCCAUUGAUCAUUAUUUAUUGAAGAUUAAUAAUAUGAUUCAUAAUGCACCAACAAGAGUCAAUGUUGCUCUACUUGAAGACUUGAUUUCACAGAUUAAGAAUGAACUCAAACGAUUAAGAUUAUAUUCUAUAACACUAACAGAAACAACAACAGGUUCUAACGGUAAUAAAUAUGCAAAGGGAUACAAUACACAGGAUUAUUAUGAUACAAUAAAUGAGUCAGCUAUAAAAGUACUGGACACUGAGUUUGAUUGGUGUUUGAAUUUACUCGAAUUAUCAAUAUACCAUGGAAGAAUGGUUUAUUAUGAGAGAACUACGGAUUACGUUAAAUAUCACACAUCAAUUCAAGAAUUAUGGGAUUAUCUUAUCUUGCUAGCAAAAAAGUGUCAUUGUUAUUUUUUUCCAGAAGUUGGUCAGGAUAGAAUCAAUGGAUUUAUGAGGUUUUACUGUAAUAGAAUUGUUGAAAUUGCUACCAACAAAUUGUGUGUCCUUAUACCAACAUUUAUACUUAGACUAAAUAGAUUCCCACAGAUGACUAAUGAUGAUAGAGAUUUGAUGUGUAAAUUUCUUUACCAAAUUUCCUCAGUUUAUUUCAAUGAGUAUGCGUUUGAACAUUUUAAAUGUUUCAAGAAAAUGUUCACAGCUAAGAUAACUUAUAAAAUGUUAAAUAGGCCACAUGGUAAAGAUAUUUGGAAAAAUAUUUUACAGUUUUUAAUUUAUAAGAUCAGUGAACAAGAUGAGAUACUGAAUUCUGUUGAAGAUAUACCUAAUAUCACAUGUAGUUCAUUAAGGGAGCUAAUCCCCUAUUUCAAUGAGUAUUAUCAAGAGGUUAAAUCUAAAGGUUACGAUUAUACAAAUGUUGAUUAUUUAGAAAGGAUUUGGAAUAAUAAAGUAAUACCAGUAAGUGCAUGCGAUAAUUUAUUCAAAUUAAAUUUGCAUGAGGAAAAAUUAGAUUUUAUUAUAAAAGAGGACAGAUAUGAACAUCAAUUAAAUAUAUUUGCGUCAUUCUAUGAUAAUUCUAGUACUGAAUUAGUUGUACGUACUUAUGGUGAAACAUUGGUAUCCCAGAAGCAAGAUAGUAAUGUUAAUAAAACUGCCUAUCCAGGAAAUGUAGCAAGUAAUAACUUUACAGAAUUUCCAGUUAUGCCUAUAGUUUCUGUCGAUAUAGAUCAAUCUUUAGGAACGGAGGCUAGUGUAACUAGAACAGUAAGUAGUAAUAACGGCACGUUUGAUUUUGAUUUGGAUAGAUUAACCCAGCCUAUUGAAACAAUCUCCAGUUUAGAAUUCUUAAAUGAUUUAUUCGAACCUACAGAUUUUAUUUCAUUUUUUAAAUAG
Messenger RNA from Arxiozyma heterogenica, 2808 nucleotides. It is a transcript of the gene OAF3, whose product is annotated as Oaf3p. Gene Ontology annotation, biological process: regulation of DNA-templated transcription. The record is from RefSeq and is a predicted model, not a curated record. The transcript has a single exon. Lineage: Eukaryota; Fungi; Ascomycota; Saccharomycetes; Saccharomycetales; Saccharomycetaceae. Gene Ontology annotation, molecular function: zinc ion binding; DNA-binding transcription factor activity, RNA polymerase II-specific. The coding region runs from base 1 to 2808 and encodes 935 amino acids.